AUGUCUCACUUCUCUCCGGGCGUCAAUGGAGUUUCUCCCAACAGCAUGGGCCCUCGUCCCGUACUUCAACACCGGAUGAGCCUUCCUGACACAAAUCACCCAGUACCAAUUGCCCCAGCUGUGUUCGGCGCAGAUAUAGAGCCACGGAUGUUGAGAGCCGGCUUUACACAAACGCCCCCAGAGCUGACUAUCCCAAUCACUCCAAUGAUGCCCAAUAUGCCGCAUAUGGAGAACUUUAUACAAAUGCACGGAGCCCCCUACGACCACGAGGGUGAGAGUCAUUUCUUAGCCAUGAGCGGUGCCCAACCCGGUAUGCUAGAUUUCGACUCUACCAACAUGCUCACCGACUUCAUGAGCCCUCCUCCAGCCAUGAUGCAUGACCACACAGAUCAAUUCCUUCUGCAUAGUAAGAUGGGAAUUCCGACCCCAACACAUAUGCCUCUCCCGAUUCAGAUACCGGACGGAGCCACACCCUUUCCCAUGCGGAUGGACCUGGAAAGCCCUCAUAGCCAUUUACAGUACCGGCCCCCAGCCGGCCUCUCUCCGUCCAGCUCUUCGACCACCAGCGGUCUGCAGGAGCCCGAUGCCGUGUUGGCCGCCCAUCACGCCUGGCCUUUCUUUCAGUGCAAUCGAGUCGAUAAACAAUAUUCCUUUGCCCCACCAAAGACGGCCUCCAUCUACUUGGAGGGCCUUGCUCAGACACUCCGUAAUCAGGCAACCUGGGCGGCGUGGACGGCUCAGCUGGAUGAGUCUUCCCUGGACAUUGCCACAGAACGAAAAAUUGCGACUGAACCCAUCGUAGGAUGGUCUCGCGAGAAACUGCUCGCCAUCACCCAAAGCUUCCUCCACAAGGCGCUGGAAAUCCACAAGGCAGAUCACGCAGCUCGGGAAGACACCCCAUCGAGCCCGGACUCCAGCCGUGAUGCAUUCUUGAUGUUACCACCCCCAGACGUGAUGCAGUACUUCUUGAGGAGUUACGUCGUUCGAUAUGAGCCCUACUAUUCAUCAGUUCCUGCCGGCCGACUUGACCCCAAUGUCUUCAUGGGAUCAAGUAACAGCAAGGCUGCAAGCCUUCUAAUCCUGCUGAUGGUCGCCUCGGGGGCUUCCGCAACAGCCACGGUCGAGGCACGAUACCUUGCUAGUGGCUUGACGGAAGCUUGCAGAAUCUCACUCUUUGACACGAUCGAAAAGGAUGUGCUCCAAGCACGUGAGACUCUGGUGCUCCGAUCUGCUCUCUUGUUCACCUGUCUGGCUGCAUGGUCCGGUGACAAGUGGCAUAUGGACAUGGCCAUGGGCCAACGCGGCAUGUACCUAGCAAUGUUGGCACAUUCUGGAAUGCUUGAGUCCGAUGAAUGGUCGACGACUAUUGAAAGCCGAAGGCAGGAUCCCGAACGAGCCUGGGAGGACUGGAAGGAGCACGAAGGCAGACAUAGGCUCGCUCACUCAUGGGUAAUCGUCGAUCAGGAGAUGAGUCUCUUUUCCGACACCACUCCCUUAUUAUCCAUCGUAAAUCUCCAUGCGCCUAUGCCCGACUCUGAUGAUCUUUGGCACGCUGAGACAGCAGCGGACUGGCUUGAGUUGUUCGACAGAGCCCAUGGGUCGACAUAUGGGAGUCCAGCGUCGGUCAGAGACUUCUUCACCAGUUUCGUUGAUGGAGACCUGGCGGGCAAGGAGCUCUCGCCCACGCAGCUUCGGUUGCUCUUGCACCCCAUCCAGGCCCAAGUAUGCCAGCUACGCCAAUUUAUUGCGUGCCUACCUGACGGUGGUAACCACGCCAAGGCAUCCCGUGCAGUUUCCAAGGCGGCCACCAAAGCUCGAUUGGAGGAGAUAUCUUCCUUGCUGCAGCACUGGUAUUCGAUCAGCAAACAAAGCUUUGCAGGCAACAAGGGCACGUGUUGGACGACAUGUGCCAACCUAAUCAUGUAUCAUCUAAUAUCACUCAACGCCAUCACCAGCUUCAAGGACAUUGAGCAAUUUGCUCGCCGCGAGGUGGCUAUUGGCUCAUUCCGAUACGCAUCGUGGCUGCAGAUGCGUUGUAUAGACCAACCGGAAGAAGCCUUCUUCCAUUGUGGACAAAUAUUGCGUUUGAUCCGCUCCAUGCCCCACGCCGUCCGCCCGCCGUGGUGGGCAGGAGCAGUAUAUCGCGUGGCAUUGACGGGGUGGGCCACCAGCAUGGCGAACAGCAAUGGGCGAUUUUCGCCCACGCAUGGUCCAGCCGAGUCUGACCGACCAUUUGCGAUUGAUGACUUAACACCAGAGAACGAGGCCAUCGGUCGGUAUAUGAAAUACCAAGAAGGCACUCCCAUGCUCACACGAUCGGAUGGAUCACUUGCACCCAUGGACGUACCUUGCAACCUGCUGCAACACUGCAUUGAGGUUCUAGACGAUGACUCGUCGAUGCGGUUGACAGAUGGCAUCAAGCGCAAACUUCGUGUCUUCAUGUCAAGCUGGAGAGACAUGUGA
Molecule: messenger RNA, 2463 nt
Organism: Fonsecaea nubica
Lineage: Eukaryota; Fungi; Ascomycota; Eurotiomycetes; Chaetothyriales; Herpotrichiellaceae
Exons: 5
Coding region: 1-2463 (820 amino acids)
Biological process (GO): DNA-templated transcription
Molecular function (GO): DNA binding; zinc ion binding
Source: RefSeq, a predicted model, not a curated record